Messenger RNA from Gaeumannomyces tritici R3-111a-1, 2897 nucleotides. Its product is annotated as serine/threonine-protein phosphatase 2B catalytic subunit. Lineage: Eukaryota; Fungi; Ascomycota; Sordariomycetes; Magnaporthales; Magnaporthaceae. Gene Ontology annotation, cellular component: cytoplasm; calcineurin complex. Gene Ontology annotation, molecular function: calmodulin-dependent protein phosphatase activity; calmodulin binding. The record is from RefSeq and is a predicted model, not a curated record. Bases 458 to 2185 code for a protein of 575 amino acids. Gene Ontology annotation, biological process: calcineurin-mediated signaling; fungal-type cell wall organization. The transcript has 4 exons.
GUCCCAACCUAUCGCCUCCCAGAUUCCCCUCCACUCCCACGGCGGCCGAGAUCCAAGCUGCCACCACCACCACGAGGCCGCCGCAGAGCCCUUCCACCUUUCAGCUCUCAUCGCUAGCCUCGACCACGCGAGCUCUCAUUCCCCCUCCCCCGCUCGUCCCCAGCGGCUGUCACGAUUUGCAUCCACGCGGCUAUUGCCCAAGGCCAGACAGCCCGACGACCGGACCAGCACAUUGAGCCAGCACCCACAGGAAAAAAAAAACAGAGACCCAGUCGCCUGCAGCAGCCGAGCCGAAACAACACCAGCCAGCGACAGACCGACAAAAUCCAAAGCCUAAGAAUCGCAGAAGCCCAGCUUGCUCGCCCAGACACCAACAAUCCUCGCUCCUGCGCAACCCAUCGCCUCCCGCACCCUCACCCCCUCUCCCUCAUACCUAGACCCAGCCUCGUUGCCCGCCAUGGAGCAACCGGGCGCCAGUGCGCCCAACUCGACCGAGGAGCGCCGGAAUCUCCAGGUCGACAAUGCCAUCCGCGCCAUCCAGCAGAAGAAGCCUCUUCCCGAGAUUGAUUUCUCAAUCCACACCAUGGAGGAUGGCACCCAAGUGAGCACCAUGGAGCGCGUCUGCAAAGACGUCCAGGCCCCGGCCAUGUUCAAGCCGACCGACGAGCAGUUCUUCGAGGACGAGACCCACGAGAAGCCCGAUAUCAACUUCCUCAAGACGCAUUUCUAUCGCGAGGGUCGCCUGACCGAGGAGCAGGCGCUCUGGAUUCUUAAGAAGGGCACCGAGGUGCUGCGCGCCGAGCCCAACCUGCUUGAGAUGGACGCCCCAAUCACGGUGUGCGGUGACGUCCACGGCCAGUACUACGAUCUGAUGAAGCUCUUCGAGGUCGGCGGUGAUCCCAAGGAGACGAGAUAUCUCUUUCUGGGCGACUACGUCGACCGCGGCUACUUCAGCAUCGAGUGCGUCCUGUACCUGUGGUCGCUCAAGAUCCACUACCCCAACUCCCUCUGGCUGCUGCGCGGCAACCACGAGUGCCGCCACUUGACAGACUACUUCACCUUCAAGCUCGAGUGCAAGCACAAGUACUCCGAGAACGUCUACGACGCCUGCAUGGAGUCCUUCUGCAGCCUGCCCCUGGCUGCUGUCAUGAACAAGCAGUUCCUCUGCAUCCACGGUGGCCUGAGCCCAGAGCUGCACACGCUGGACGACCUAAGGAGCAUUGACCGGUUCAAGGAGCCCCCCACGCAGGGCCUCAUGUGUGACAUUCUCUGGGCAGACCCGCUCGAGGAGUUUGGCCAGGAGAAGACCAACGACUUCUUCCUGCACAACCAUGUCAGGGGCUGCUCCUACUUCUUCUCGUACCACGCCGCCUGUUCGUUCCUGGAGAAGAACAACCUGCUCUCCAUCAUCCGCGCGCACGAGGCCCAGGACGCGGGCUACCGCAUGUACCGCAAGACGCGCACGACUGGUUUCCCCAGCGUCAUGACCAUCUUCUCUGCGCCCAACUACCUGGACGUGUACAACAACAAGGCGGCUGUGCUCAAGUACGAGAACAACGUCAUGAACAUCCGCCAGUUCAACUGCACGCCGCACCCCUACUGGCUGCCCAACUUCAUGGACGUCUUCACGUGGUCGCUGCCCUUCGUUGGUGAGAAGAUCACCGACAUGCUCAUCGCCAUCCUUAGCACAUGUUCCGAGGAGGAGCUGCGCGAGGGCGAGUCGUCGACGACGUCGCCCGGCCCGCAGUCGCCUCCGGCCAUCACGGCCGGCGGUGAGGACGGACCUGCGGCGGCUCCCGCCGACGGGCCAGAUACCGAGGCCCUCGAGUUCAGGCGACGCGCGCUCAAGAACAAGAUCCUGGCUAUCGGCCGCCUCUCACGUGUAUUCCAGGUGCUGCGCGAGGAGUCGGAGAAGGUCACGGAGCUCAAGACGGUGUCGGGCGGUCGGUUGCCGGCAGGCACUCUCAUGCUGGGUGCCGAGGGUAUUAAGAACGCCAUCAGCAACUUCGAGGAUGCCCGCAAGGUGGACAUCCAAAACGAGAGGCUUCCUCCUAGUCACGAAGAGGUUGUGCGACAGAACGAGGAGGAGCGUUCGCAGGCCCUGGAGCGGGCGACGCGAGAGGCAGACAAUGACAAGAAGCUGCAGACGUUGUCGCGCAGGCUCAGCACAGACCGCAAACGAUGAUUUUCAGCAAUCCGAGGACAAUGCCAUCUUUCAUGUAUUGUAUAUCAAACACCCCCUGGCACAUGGAAGGAUAAUGCGCGCGUGCAAAGCAACCCAGAGCGUAUAGACGGAAACGACAACGACCUAAACGGGCCCGGGUGUGGGUGGCGGCCACGACCCGGGGCGACGUGCUUUUUUUAUAUGUUUAUGACUUUCUACAUACGCUACUACCACUACUUCAACGAUCACUUGAUAGGAAAGGAUGCGAGAUGAAGAUGAAGUAUGGCAGGCAGAGCAAUGUGACGCUUUUGAAAAGUUGGGUGGAUGGUGAGUCCUGAGGCUGAUGUCCUGGCUCAUUGAUAAUCUGUCCGUGUGGCAUGGGCGGCGGGAUGUGGUUGAUGGAUAUGAAGCUGCAAGAUACGUCUUUCUUUCCUUUGUCCUUCACCUUGGUUUGUGAAUGAUGGGUCGGCUUCCGAUGAUGCAAAAAAGAACGAGGACAGUGAGCAAGAUAUUUUGCUAGAUGUACCUACCUAGGCUCUUGGGAUAGGCGGUGGUACCACAUGUUAUACAUCUCUUUCGCCUGAGGGGUCCCGUGGCGCCGACUGGCAGCCUGUCCUUCCCUAUGACUCCCAACAAAUGCAGCAUAUACGGGUAAAAACCGCGCAGGCGUGCUCAGAAGAUGGCCAGGAUGUUUGGAGGACUAUGUAUGGUUUUUGGUAUGUGUGCUUUGGUU